UGUCCCAGCUGAACAGCGUGUCUCCAGGAAGAGGGGUCGUUCAGGGGGGAAAGAUGGAUUCAGACUCUGGGGAGCUCAGCGAAGGGGAGCUUUCUCCAGGCCAGGAAAACUUUAAUUCCAAGAACCUAGCCCUGCAGGCCCAAAAGAAGAUUCUGAGCAAGAUGGCCACCAUGGUGGUGGCCAACCUGUUGACAGAUGACACCAGCAGCGAGAUCCUGGACGAGCUGUACAAGGCAAGCCGCGAGUACACCAAGAACAAGAAGGAGGCGCACAAGAUCAUCAAGGAUGUCAUCAAGAUCGCACUCAAGAUAGGCAUCCUUUACCGCAACCACCAGUUUAGUACUGAGGAGCUGGAGACAGUGGAGCGCUUCAGGAAGAAGAUGAACCAGGCAGCUAUGACAGCAGUCAGCUUCCACGAGGUAGACUACACCUUCGACCGGAACAUUCUGUCUGAGCUGCUGCUGGAGUGCAAGGACCUUCUGCAUGAGCUGGUGGAGAACCACUUGACCGCCCGUUCCCAUGGUCGCAUCGACCAUGUCUUCAACCACUUUGCCAAUGUGGAGUUCCUCAGUGUGCUCUACAGCCCCUUGGAAGAGUACAGAUUGUAUCUGAGGAACAUCUGUGGAGGCAUUAACAAACUCCUGGAUGAGGGUGUCCUUUAA
This is a messenger RNA of Megalops cyprinoides (Indo-Pacific tarpon), 662 nucleotides long. Its product is annotated as tumor necrosis factor alpha-induced protein 8-like protein 3. Gene Ontology annotation, cellular component: cytoplasm. NCBI's taxonomy places the organism in Eukaryota, Metazoa, Chordata, Actinopteri, Elopiformes, Megalopidae. The record is from RefSeq and is a predicted model, not a curated record. The coding region runs from base 54 to 662 and encodes 202 amino acids. The transcript is spliced from 2 exons. Gene Ontology annotation, biological process: regulation of apoptotic process.